CACAAAAUGACCAAAAAAGACAAGAAAAUGACUUACAAAUACACAAAAUGAUAAAAAAAAUACACAACUUGACCAAAAUUGUUGGUUCAAAAUGUUGAACCAGUAAGUCAGAAUAAAAAAAACAAUUAUCAUUAGGUCAUAUAGGUGACCAACAUGGCAUUUAAACAUUUUUAAGUGGUGUAUACAGGCAGGAUGAAAAGGUUUCAAAAAUGGACAAAAUAGCCCAAGACUCCGUAGAGUUAAAGUUUGUCAUGCACUUGCAACAUGAGGGAGUUGAGCCAGGUGGGCCCUCUAUAAGGGGGUCUCCUACACUACAACGUCGCUACAAACAUUGCCACUGCUUUAGUUUAAAGUUUAAAGGCCCUCGGGAGCCCCCAACUGGCUAGUUGCCUGUUGACACAGUGUCUCUGCAUGUCAGGGGGUAUGUCAUGCAUGUCAACCUAUCCUACUGAAGUUUUUCAUUUGUGAGCCCUUCCAUUAGACUGACCUUUUUCCCUCACUGGACGCUAAAAAACAUCUCUACUUGACUAAAAACUCACAAAGCAGCAUUUUAUCACAUUACAUUUUUGUUUUUUCGUAAUUGGGAUAUUGGAUCUGUUGUCCUCCAGCUCUGUUUUUUUUUUUUUUUUUUCAAGUGAGUAACUGUUAAUCUGUAACUAGUUGUUGCUCACCUGAAUGGACCUGACAGCAGUCUUUGCUCUUCCUUUUUUGCUGUGACUAUUCUCCACAUGGAAGCCACAAAAACGCUUCCAGAAGGAGAUUUGUUUUGGCGGUGCAGAAGCAACUUUAGGACCCUUUUUUCCCCCCACAAGUCAUGGGGAUAUUGGCUGAAGACCCCAAAUCCAGAAGCCCUUAAUAACUCCCUCUCUGAUCAAAUGUCAAGAUCAUGGGGAUAUUAGAUCUGUUGCUCCAGGUGUCCAGCUCCGUCUCCCUGUUGGGGGCUCUGGUGGUCCUGCUGCUCAUCUAUGUCAUCUCCAUCAGCUUUAGCCCCAAGGACAACAGGAAGGGACCUCCAGGACCAAAACCACUUCCCCUGUUUGGGAACUUUCUGCAGGUUGACUUCAAGAGUUUUGACAAAUCAUUAAUGCAGCUUUCCAAGAAGUAUGGAUCAGUGUUCACCUUCUAUUUAGGACCAAAGAAAGUUGUGGUCCUGGCAGGAUACAAGACAGUGAAGGAGGCACUUGUCAAUUAUGCUGAAGAGUUUGGGGACAGAGAUCAACCGCGCAUUAUGACGGAAUUUAUUAAAGGACAUGGUUUGAUAUGGACCAACGGUGAGUUGUGGAAAGCGAUGAGGCGCUUUACUUUGACGAACCUCAGAGACUUCGGAAUGGGCAAGAAGGCAUGUGAGGACAAAAUCCUUGAGGAGUGUCACCACCUCAUUGGAGUGCUCAAGAAAUUCAAAGAACAACCCUUUGCCACGACUCGUCCAUUAGGUCAUGCAUUCGCUAACAUCAUCAGCUCCAUGGUCUUCGGCAACAGAUUUGAAUAUGAUGAUCCGCAGUUUUCAUCCCUCAUAGACAGCAUGCAGAGGCGUAAUCAAAUUCUGGGCUCCUUUGGAAUGACGGUGUACAACUUGUUUCCAAGGUUAUUCUGGUGGAGUGCGAGCAGGAAGACGUUCCUCCAGCUCGGCGCUGACAGUAAAAAACAGAACUUGCAGCUGCUCAGUGUUUUAAAAGAGACCCUGAACCCAGAGAAGUGCAGAGGCUUUGUGGAUGCUUUUCUGGUCCAUAAGAAAAAGCUGGAGGAAUCUCGGGUUACAGACGAUCACUUCCAAGAUGAUAACCUUUUGGGGAUGGUUUUUAACCUCUUCACUGGUGGCACCGAAACAGGAACAAAUACACUGAGAUGGGGGCUUCUUUUCUUGGCAAAGUAUCCGAAAAUACAGGACCAGGUCCAUGAGGAGGUGAGCAGGGUGGUAGGAAGUCGUCCGGUGCAAAUGGGGGACAGGAAGAAUAUGCCCUUCACCAACGCUGUCAUCCAUGAGACACAGAGACUGGGCAACAUUACCCCACUCGGCUUGCCUCAUAAAACUUCCCGAGAUGUAACCUUCCAGGGUUACUUCAUUAAGAAGGGAACCACAGUGUAUACUCUGCUGACGUCCGUCCUGUUCGAUGAGAGCGAGUGGGAGAAGCCACAGAGCUUUCAUCCUGCUCACUUCCUGGACAAAGACGGGAAUUUUGUGAAACGAGAUGCCUUCAUGGCUUUUUCUGCAGGGCGUAGAGCUUGUCCUGGAGAGAGUCUGGCCAGGAUGGAGCUCUUCCUCUUCAUCACCACCCUCCUGCAGCACUUUCGUUUCACUCCUCCACUUGGAGUUUCAGAGGACGAGCUGGACCUGACUCCGUUUCAGCAUCUCGGCCUCGAACCCUUGCCUCACAAACUGUGCGCUGUCUCCCGUGCAUGAGAAGGAGGACGGCUGACGUCGGUUAACAACAGUGAAAAUCUUCAACACUACAGAUGAAAUGAAGAAAAUGUACGCUGAAUGUCCUUUUACAAAAAUGCUGUUUUGUUUGUGUAACUUGAGAUGUAAAACAUAAAUUUAAUACAUUGAUCUACACAAUAAACAUCACCUCAAAUU
Molecule: messenger RNA, 2575 nt
Organism: Centropristis striata (black sea bass)
Lineage: Eukaryota; Metazoa; Chordata; Actinopteri; Perciformes; Serranidae
Product: cytochrome P450 2K1-like
Exons: 10
Coding region: 887-2401 (504 amino acids)
Biological process (GO): xenobiotic metabolic process
Cellular component (GO): intracellular membrane-bounded organelle; cytoplasm
Molecular function (GO): iron ion binding; heme binding; oxidoreductase activity, acting on paired donors, with incorporation or reduction of molecular oxygen, reduced flavin or flavoprotein as one donor, and incorporation of one atom of oxygen
Source: RefSeq, a predicted model, not a curated record